CACUAAGGCAUAGCCCAAAGAAAGUGAAGUAAGAGAGCAACCUCAAAAGUGGAAGUAAGACUUGUUUCUUUCCUUCUGUUUCUAUUGUUUUCACUUUCUCUCUUACUUGUUUUUCAUCUUCUUCUCUCAUUCCAACCUUUGGCACUAUCAUACACACUCAUGCUCUUACUUCACAUACCUCACCCUCUCUCUCUCUUUUCCUUCAAAACCACAAAUGCUAACACCACCACCACAACCACCAUCAUCAUCAUAGCAUAACAAAAACCUCAAACUACUAAAACUAGCAACCAAAGAUGGCAUUACAAGAACAUGCCAAUGAAUGGCCACCAACAGGUGCACCGUUUGACCUCCACAGAGAUGAACAUUGGACCAACUUCGACAGCUCAGUCAAUGCUGUUUCUUUUGGGUUUGUAGCUACUGCUAUCCUCAUUUCCAUGUUCUUAGUCAUGGCUAUCUUUGAGAGAUUCCUCAGACCCCUUUCUCCUCCCAUGUCACCCUCCACCCGCCAGAGCCACCGUGAUGUUGAGGCUCAGAUUGGUUCCAAUUCCAAUUCCAACACCAAACUCUCUCACCCAUCACCCAAAAUGAGUAUAUAUUCGAGCGAGGUUUCGGUUUUAAUGCCUGGAGAUGUGAUUCCAACAUUCAUUGCUCACCCUGUUCCAUGUUGUCCCGAACGGAUCGCGUGGCCUUCUCAUCAACAUAACACAUUACCUUGUUCGACUUCGAACACGAGGCCUAACUAUAGGCCUAGUAAUAUCAAUGAAGUCUGAGGAGUCUAAAUCAAUGUGACAAAGUUUCCCAUAUUGCUGCAUCAAAGGGGUUGAUAUGCAUUUUUAACUAGAUGAUGAGUUCUUCUUACAUGUAAUAUAGGAUUUAGUUUAGGUUUUGCAAUUGGAGUACAAGAUCAAUUUCUGUGUAAACUUGUUUUCUUUUGAUGAAAGUUUGGAAGGUAUUUCCUUAGUGAUGUAAAUCUCAGUUAUCAAUAGGUAAAUUGUGUCCAUCGACUAGAUAAUCUUGUAUGAGUCUAUGCUAAUUUUUAUAAUAAAUUGAGUUUCAUUUAAA
Molecule: messenger RNA, 1062 nt
Organism: Vicia villosa (hairy vetch)
Lineage: Eukaryota; Viridiplantae; Streptophyta; Magnoliopsida; Fabales; Fabaceae
Exons: 2
Coding region: 294-770 (158 amino acids)
Source: RefSeq, a predicted model, not a curated record